This is a messenger RNA of Setaria italica (foxtail millet), 892 nucleotides long. RefSeq names its product INO80 complex subunit C. Gene Ontology annotation, biological process: chromatin remodeling. Gene Ontology annotation, cellular component: Ino80 complex. The coding region runs from base 218 to 592 and encodes 124 amino acids. The record is from RefSeq and is a predicted model, not a curated record. NCBI's taxonomy places the organism in Eukaryota, Viridiplantae, Streptophyta, Magnoliopsida, Poales, Poaceae. The transcript has 3 exons.
GUUACGAGCCCCCGGCGGGGACCGCCCCAUCUGGAGAGCACCUCUUGCGAACCAUCCGACCUCGCCGCCCGUCUCCUCUCUCUCGCAUUCCCCCUCGGUGCCGAACCCUCCUUGCCGGCAACCCGCGUCGCCUCGAGCCCUAAGCUCCAAGCCGAGGAGCCGCCGCGAGGCCGGGUCUCUUGCCGCUUCUCGCGCCGGCGCGGGAGAUUAUAGGAGGAUGGAGUCGGAGGUGGUGAGGACGGAGAUGGUGCUGGCGCCGACGCUGUCGUUCAAGAAGGUGCAGACGGCGGACAAGUACCCCAAGGGCCAGUCCCGGGGGCGCCAGUGGAAGCACCUCCGUCACCUCCUCCAGGCCGCAGAUGCCUCCUCCAUGCCCCCCGACCGCCCCAACUAUCUGAAUAUUCAAUCACCCCCAUCCAUUUACCCACCAAAGAGAUACUGUGACAUAACAGGUUUUGAGGCACCGUAUGUGGAUCCUAGGACAAAGCUGCGCUACGCUGAUCCAGAGGUGUUCAAGCAGAUCAGGAUGCUUCCCAAUGAAUACGUUCAAAGGUAUCUGGCCUUGAGAAAUGCAGCGGUCAUACUGAGAUAGCAAUCCCUGAACACAGAUAACAGUCUUGUAGCCCUAACCAUGUUCCACCGCUCACUUGAAUACUUUGAUUCUGUAUGGAGGCUGUUUCUGAACCCUGAUCCUUUUAAACGGAUCUUUCUUCCUGGCUCUCGUAUAUCAGGGUUUGCCUAUGUGCUUAGAGACAUUCUGUGUGUAUUUUGCAUGCUGAAGUUUGCGAACUGAUGUUUAAUGUGUUCUUGUCUGCUGUAGGUGAGUUCGUUUCAAUCCAAACGUGGUAUCAAUGUGCUAUAUUCAAUUCAUACCUAAUUUGUUUGCUGAGUA